Molecule: messenger RNA, 234 nt
Organism: Hyphopichia burtonii NRRL Y-1933
Lineage: Eukaryota; Fungi; Ascomycota; Pichiomycetes; Serinales; Debaryomycetaceae
Exons: 1
Coding region: 1-234 (77 amino acids)
Source: RefSeq, a predicted model, not a curated record
AUGAGUAUUCCAGAAACCCCUUCGGAGACCGGGUUCUUCAAGCCGCAACAAGGAUACGGGGACAUAAAAGUCAAGACUCACAAGUACAGUGAUGAGCCAACCCCAAUUAGUCCUGACCAAGGGAAAGCCAGUGAGUUUUUCCAUAAUCAAACUGAUAAGGAGCAUCAAAAGAAGUAUGCUAAAGAAGGAGGGAAGAAGUUAUUUCAUUUUUUGCUUAAUACUUUCUGUAAGUAA